This is a messenger RNA of Meleagris gallopavo (turkey), 907 nucleotides long. The record is from RefSeq and is a predicted model, not a curated record. Lineage: Eukaryota; Metazoa; Chordata; Aves; Galliformes; Phasianidae.
CGGGGCACUCAGUGCCCUGCUCUGCCCGCAGCGCCCGCCAUGAGGCUGUACAGCCUGAGCGUGCUGUACAAGGGCGAGGCCCGCGUGCAACUGCUGAAGGCCGCCUCCGACGUCUCCACCUUCAACUUCUUCCAGCGGUCCAGCGUGCAGGAAUUCAUGACCUUCACCAGCCAGCUGAUCGUGGAGCGCUCGGAGCUGGGCAGCAGGGCCUCGGUCAAGGAGCAAGACUACCUGUGCCACGUGUACGUGCGCAGUGACGGGCUGGCCGGCGUGGUGAUCGCCGACAACGAAUAUCCGUCACGGGUGUGCUUCACUUUGCUGGACAAGGUCCUGGAGGAGUUCUCCAGGCAGGUGAGCAGGGCAGACUGGCCCUCGGGGUCUCCUGCCACCAUCAGCUAUGCAGCUCUGGAUGGAUACCUCAGCAAAUACCAGAACCCCCGUGAUGCCGACCCAAUGACCAGAGUGCAGGCAGAGCUGGACGAGACCAAAAUAAUCCUGCACAACACUAUGGAGUCGCUGCUGGAGCGAGGGGAGAAGCUGGAUGAUCUGGUGUCCAAAUCAGAGGUGCUCGGGGUCCAGUCCAAAGCCUUCUACAAAACCGCCCGAAAGCAGAACUCCUGCUGUGAGAUUAUGUGACCCGGGGCUGGGGGUCUCCUGCUCCGGCUCACCGGGGCCUUCGCUCCCGUUCGGAUCUCGGCCGCUCCCAGGACUGAAAGCAGAACCCCGUGGGCUCCUGGGCCGUGCUGCAGCCUUACCCAAAAACUGGUCUUAGUGGCCCCUGUGCCGGGGGAGCGCCGGGAGCGUGCCGUGCCCUGCCAUGACGCCUGUCACACCAGCGAGUGCCUCGGCUGUGGGAUGGGGAGAGAGGAGCUGGGCCCCCCGCAGGGCCUGGGGCUGUGUGGGGAGC